Lodderomyces orthopsilosis Co 90-125 is the source of this 1011-nucleotide messenger RNA. RefSeq names its product cAMP-dependent protein kinase regulatory subunit (gene BCY1). The transcript has a single exon. Gene Ontology annotation, biological process: regulation of protein phosphorylation. Gene Ontology annotation, molecular function: cAMP-dependent protein kinase regulator activity. The record is from RefSeq and is a predicted model, not a curated record. The coding region runs from base 1 to 1011 and encodes 336 amino acids. NCBI's taxonomy places the organism in Eukaryota, Fungi, Ascomycota, Pichiomycetes, Serinales, Debaryomycetaceae. Gene Ontology annotation, cellular component: cAMP-dependent protein kinase complex; nucleus.
AUGACUUCUCUCCCUCUCGAAAACUUGAUCCAUUCGUCAUCCCUUGCCAAAACCCAAAGCUCAUCUCUAAGAUUUUUAUAUAUACAUACAUCUACUAAAGCUACAAUUGCAACAAUGAAUUCCCCACAUGGAGAAAUACCUAAAUCUUUCAACACCAAUAGAAGAACUUCAGUGUCAGCAGAGGCAUUGAAUCCAGCAAAGUUAAAGUCAGAGAGUUGGAGACCACCACAAAAUAAUUUAUCUACGACGGAAGAAGAAUCAGUAGCAGAUAGUUUAAAAAAUAACUUUCUUUUUAAGCAAUUGGAUGAAAACUCAAAGAAAACUGUCAUAUCGGCAUUAGAAUCCAAGACUUUCAAAAAGGAUUCAGUAAUCAUUAAACAAGGAGAUGAAGGUGACUUCUUUUACAUAAUAGAGUCUGGUACAGUGGACUUUUACGUCAAUGAUGUCAAGGUAAGUACAAGCAGUGAUGGAUCAUCAUUUGGAGAGUUGGCAUUAAUGUAUAAUGCGCCAAGAGCUGCUACUGUAAUUGCCGUCACUGAUGUCACUGCAUGGGCGUUGGAUCGUUUAACUUUCCGUCGUAUCUUAUUGGAAGGUAGUUUUAAUAGAAGGUUGAUGUAUGAAGAUUUCCUUAAAGACAUUGAAAUUUUAAAGUCACUUUCUGAUCAAGAACGUUCUAAAUUGGCUGAUGCAUUGAGUACAGAAAGAUAUCAAAAGGGUGAUAAGAUUGUUACCGAAGGUGAACAGGGUGAAAAUUUUUAUCUUAUUGAAAGUGGAACAUGUCAAGUUUAUAAUGAUAAAUUGGGAGAAAUUAAGAAGUUGGGUAAAGGUGAUUAUUUUGGAGAGUUGGCAUUGAUUAAAGAAUUACCUAGACAGGCUACUGUUGAAGCUUUAGAUAAUGUUAUAGUUGCAACCUUGGGCAAAUCAGGGUUUCAAAGAUUAUUGGGUCCUGUGGUUGAUGUGUUAAAAGAUAAAGAUCCAACUAAAAUUCAGGAUCCAACGAUUGUAAAUUAA